Molecule: messenger RNA, 2846 nt
Organism: Tachysurus fulvidraco (yellow catfish)
Lineage: Eukaryota; Metazoa; Chordata; Actinopteri; Siluriformes; Bagridae
Exons: 7
Coding region: 133-1566 (477 amino acids)
Biological process (GO): transmembrane transport
Cellular component (GO): membrane
Molecular function (GO): transmembrane transporter activity
Source: RefSeq, a predicted model, not a curated record
ACUAAGGCACUUCCUGGGUUUUGCAGCUGAGACUCAUGUGACCUCAUCUACAGUACACAACAGCGAUUUUCUUACAUAGAUAGGUGUUUUAUUUUAGAAAGUGAGAACUAAAGAAAUGCAGCGGCUACUUGCAUGACCUUACAUAGCACGCAUCCUUCUUUGUUUGUGUAUCCUUUAACUGUGAAACAUAAUAUGCCACAAUGUCUGGAGAAGCUGAGGAGAAUUGUUACAGUGGAGCCAGCAAUAUUCUUUUACAUGACCAGCACCUUCAUAAUGCUACCGGCUUAUCAGCGCCUGGUCAUGGACAAGGUUUGCCAAGAACUAUACAAGGACACAUCCAUAUGCAGUAACUCAGAACAGAGAGAGAAUGAGGAAGUCGAGUCACACUCUUCCUACAUCUUGCUGCUCUACACAGCCAUGAUCAGUGUGUUAUCUAUUCCCCCAGCCAUGAUGUUGGGUUCUUGGUCUGACCAGGCUGGCCGCAGGUCAGUAAUGCUGCUGCCUUUCAUACUCUCACUGCUGAGUGGUGGAGUGCUGUUGGCUUUGGUAUUGGUGAAGAGCCUGAGUGUCUACUGGUGCCUUCUCGCAGCUGCCUUCAUUGGCUUAACCGGUGGCCAUGUUUCCAUCUUUCUCAGCUCUUUCAGCUUCCUAGCUGAUGUUACCAUAGAAUCUAUCUCAAGUCGCACUCUGCGCAUGGCCAUAGCCGAGUCUAUGAUCUUUGUAGGGGGAAUGGUGGGCUUUCUCCUGGGUGGUUUUCUGACACAGGAGGUCGGCUUGGUGGCAGCUUUUGGAGCCUACAUUGCCUGUAAUGUUUUAGCUAUACUCUAUAUCCUGCUGUGGCUCCGAGAUCCUAAACCAAUCAACAGUACUUUAAACAUCUUUUCUGCUGAAAAUGAAGGGCAGGAGUCUGGAGUGAUAUUCCUGAAGUAUGCCAGGCUGUCAUUUAGGGCAGUAUUCAAGAGAAGGAAUGGUCAGGAUAGACUAAAGCUGCACCUCCUCAUCCUUUGCACCUUCAUAAAUAACCUGGUAGCUGUUGGGGAUAAUUCUGUCUUACUGCUCUAUUUGAUGUAUGAGCCCAGAGAGUUCACAACUGCAAUGUUUGGAGUGUUUAACUCUGCCAGAAUGUUCUUGUUGGGUGCUGGUCUCUUGGGUUUGUUCCCUUUGCUGAUGCAUUGCCUUAAGGAGAUGACGUUGGCAAAACUCAGCGUUGUGUUUAGAGCUGCCUCGUAUGUCCUGCUGGCUUUUUCCACUAACACAUGGAUGGUCUGCUUGGUGGCUGUAGUGGGCAUGCCGGGUGGGAUCACACAAGCAGUGAUUCGAUCAUUGUCCUCUGCUAUCGUGGAACCUGAUGAACAAGGUGCCAUGUUUUCCUUCUCGGCUUCAGUGGAGGCCACUUCCAUCCUCAUUGCUGGCAUCAUAUUCAACGGCCUGUACCCUCUGACCCUGCCUACGUUUCCGGGCAUGCCCUUCAUAAUAAUGGCUACUUUUUGCAUCAUUGUCUUGAUCCUUAUGCAGUGGAUAAGUGAAAUGCCAACCACUCAGCCUCGCCUGAUGCUGCAAGACUGAGAAUAUCUCUCACCGUCCUCCUGUACUUACUGAAAUUUGAUAAUGUACUGAAGAUCCAUUGAUACAAUAACAAGUCUUAUUCUCCACGAGACCCAAACAUCACUAAUUCUGUUCCACUCUGUUGCAAUAGUGCAACAUGUAAUGUGGACUACAUAUAGUAGUAAUAUAAUGUAAUCUUUUUUUAAACUUAACUACAUUAUUCAUCUCAAAUGAUUCUAAUAAAACUAAAACCACAAGAGAAAUUUCCCACUCAGUCACAUAUGUAAUUAGCAUAUACUGAAGACCAUGAGCAGGCAGGUAAAAUAACAGAACAUGCCUUCACAGAUGAAAUGUUACUAAUGUAGAGAAAACUAUGGACAGUACUCAGUGGAAGUCCUUUGGACCGGUGUGAUUUGAUUGAGUGAAUAAAGAGCAUAAGCCAUAAUAACAACCAUAAUGAAAUAAGAACACUAAAAGGUCAAUGGCAUACAGUGGAGAGGUAAUUGAGAAUUGUAGCUUUAAACUGUUCUCUAGAGCAAAGGGACCAUCCUCAAUAUUUUCUUUCACCUCUAGCAUGGAGGCAUGAAAUUGGUCUCCAAUUAGGGAGAUUGUAUUUAACCUUAAAGAAAUUGAUUUUGAAAUCUUUGCUCCAUUAAUUGGGCUGCAGGUAUGUUCUGUAAGUGUGUCCAGUGGCACCAUAACUGACUGGCAUUGUGAUAUAUGCUUGCAUAUAAAAAAAACAAGUGCUCAGUGGUUAAACUACGUUAAGGCAGAUGUAGAAAAUUAAGCUCCUUGAAGACAGUAAUUAACAUUGUUAGAACUUGUUUAGAUCAGUGAUUGUUUAGAUCAGUGCAUUAUCUGAAAACAUUUAUCAAGACCAUAUCAUGACAAAAUUUCAUUAGAGUGGGUCAAACAAUCCCAAAAAAAAGUAAUUUAAUUAGGGCGUGUAUGGGAAUCUAUUUACCAUACUCUUUAAGUUCAGUAGAUAGUGUGGUGUUGAUACUAGGACAAUCAGACCAAUGAACAUGAGCAUAUUAUUAACCACAUCACAGUAGAUGCAAUGAAAAAGUGUAGUUAGUGGAAUACAUGUAUAUAAUAUUGUUCCUUAAGAUAUUAGUGAGGUGAUAAACUUAAAUGUAGGUAAGAGCUACUGAUGUGGGCAAUGGCUUUGUAAAUGAAUUUGAAUUUGUAAAUGAGAAACAUUCAGUAGUAGCCUUAAAGCACUCUGCAAAAUGUGAAUCCCUGAGAAACAACUGGUGUUGUACUGUUUAAAUUUAAAAAUAAAAAUUGUUUGCAACAUA